GCUGGUGGGCGGGGCCUGAGCGAACCUUGGAGGGGCGUCCCGCCAUCUAAACUCUAGGCUAGAUGACUGGACGAGCCGGCCCAGCUCUGCUGUGCAUGUGCAUUCUCCGCCAACCCGGCUGCCAGCAAGGCUACAGAAGCUUUUUCUGUUUCCCGAGCAUCCAUCUUCGCGGUGGAGGUUUGACGCUUCCCUGGAAGUCCAGAACUCCCACCAAUGCUGACUUAUGUGAGCUCUUCCCGGAAGUGUGCAGUCCUGAAGACAGGCUGGGCAGCCAGUGGCCUGGGGAUUUUGGAGUGAUCGCUAAUGAGUCAGGUGCUGGAGUGUCUGAGGAAAUUUGCCAGUGCAUCCUGGCUGAGACUCAGCAUUUCUCAGCAGAACCCAUUGAGAAGAAGGAAGAGAACAACAUGAAGAGGAAGAAGGAGCAGUUAAAGGAGCGCCUCAGUGCCUGGGACUCGCCCCAUGGCCUGGUUGGUUUACACAACAUUGGCCAGACAUGCUGUCUUAACUCCCUGAUUCAGGUAUUAAUUAUGAAUGUGGGCUUCACCAAGAUAUUGAAGAGGAUAACAGUACCAAGGGGAACAGAAGAACAGAGGAGAAGUGUCCCCUUCCAGUUGCUUUUACUACUGGAGAAGAUGCAGGACAGCCGGCAGAAAGCAGUGCAACCUAUGGAGCUUGCCUACUGUCUCCAGAAGUACAAUGUUCCAAUGUUUGUCCAGCAUGAUGCUGCUCAACUCUACCUCACGGUCUGGAACCUAAUUAAGGACCAAAUCACAGAUGUGGACCUGGUGGAGAGGCUGCAGGCCCUGUAUACAAUCCGGGUGAAGGAGUCCUUGGUUUGCCUUGAAUGUACUGUGGAAAGGAGCAGAAACAGUAGCAUGUUGACCCUCCCCCUUCCUCUUUUUGAUAUGGACUCAAAACCCCUGAAAACACUGGAGGAUGCCCUUCGAUGUUUCUUCCAACCCAGGGAAUUAUCAGGCAAAAGCAAAUGUUUCUGUGAGAAAUGUGGGAAAAAGACUUGUGGGAAACAGGUCUUGAAGCUGACCCAUUUGCCCCAGACCUUGACAAUCCACCUCUUGCGGUUCUCCAUCAGGAAUUCUCAGACAGAAAAGAUUUGCCACUCACUCUAUUUCCCCCAGACCUUGGAUUUAAGUCAGGUCCUUGUGAUUGAAGAAGGCCUCUGUAAUGCUGAGGAACAGCUUGGAAGACAGUAUGAGCUCUUUGCUGUGAUUGCCCACAUGGGGGCAGCUGACUUUGGUCAUUACUGUGCCUAUAUCCAGAAUUCUGUGGAUGGAAAAUGGUUCUGCUUCAACGAUUCCAAUGUUUCUUGGGUAUCCUGGGAAGACAUCCAGUGUACUUAUGGAAAUCAUAACUACCGCUGCAUAAUCCCCUCCAGUUGCAUCCAUGUCAAUACAAAAGGAGAGAAACUGCUUAUCUUCUGGUUUACAUGAAGACUGAGUCCUAAUGGAUGUACCCUAAAACUUCAGAGACUGACAGAAUUUCAUUUUCCUCUCUAUCCCUGGAUCUGUUGACUCUUCCAUGAAAUUUUGCAGUGAGAAGAAGCCUCAUCUUCAAAUUGUGUAAAUUGUUUAUAAUAAGGGGUAAUUUAACAGUAACUUUGCAGGGGUCUUGAUCAGUCAGAAUAGAUACUUCCACCUCUAGACCUUUGGCCAUAUGGCUGGGGAAGAGAGUGCUCCUUGCUGUGGAAGAUAUUAAUUUUUUAGUUAGGGUAGUGUGGGAGCCCAGAUGCUCCUACGGGAGGAGAAACCAGGCCUACAAUGGCAAUGGGAGGCAUUCAGGGGGUAAGGGGCAAUGUUCGGGAGGUAUUUCAGUAUUUUACAGCUACUGUGACAGUACUGGUAUGUACUGGUAGAAUAUGAUUUUUGUUUAUAAUUUGAAACUAUUUUAGGGGCGCCUGGGUGGCUCAGUGGGUUAAAGCCUCUGCCUUCAGCUC
This is a messenger RNA of Mustela erminea (ermine), 1951 nucleotides long. RefSeq names its product ubiquitin specific peptidase 18 (gene USP18). Gene Ontology annotation, biological process: protein deubiquitination. The record is from RefSeq and is a predicted model, not a curated record. Gene Ontology annotation, cellular component: cytosol; nucleus. NCBI's taxonomy places the organism in Eukaryota, Metazoa, Chordata, Mammalia, Carnivora, Mustelidae. Gene Ontology annotation, molecular function: cysteine-type endopeptidase activity; cysteine-type deubiquitinase activity. Bases 63 to 1448 code for a protein of 461 amino acids. The transcript is spliced from 12 exons.